Messenger RNA from Talaromyces marneffei, 1143 nucleotides. RefSeq lists its product as uncharacterized. Gene Ontology annotation, molecular function: FMN binding; oxidoreductase activity. The coding region runs from base 1 to 1143 and encodes 380 amino acids. The record is from RefSeq and is a predicted model, not a curated record. Lineage: Eukaryota; Fungi; Ascomycota; Eurotiomycetes; Eurotiales; Trichocomaceae. The transcript is spliced from 2 exons.
AUGCCAAACGAAGUAUACACAAUUCGCGAUAUUCGCGAUGCGGCCGUGGCCAAACUUGAUCCAAAAUGGUCUGCAUAUCUCAACGAAGGCUCCAUGGAUCUUAUAACCGUCAAAGCAAACGAAACAGCAUACGAUCGAUACAGAAUCAUGCCUCGCAUCCUCCGAGACGUCACCAACAUCGACACAACCACCACCAUCUUCGGCACAAAAGUGUCAAUGCCAUUUGGCUUUUCGCCUGCCGCUAUGCAUUGCCUUGCGCACGAAGACGGUGAAUUGGGGACAUCCCGAGCUGCGGCAAAGGCUGGCAUUGCUAUGGGUUUGUCUCACUGGGCUACAAAGUCGCUCGAGGAGGUUAUUGCCGCCGGAAAAGCUAUUCCUGGUCAAUUCAAUCCUUACGGAAUCCAAACCUCGGGAGCAGCGCGCAAGGAAGAUAUUUCUGCGCUCGUUCAAAAGGCGGAUAAAGCUGGUUACAAGGCCUUGCUGGUCACGGUAGAUGCUCCAACAAUCGGAAGGCGUCUUAAUGAGUAUCGAAACGGCAUCGACCUUCCGCCGGGUUUGAAGUUUCCCAAUAUUUCAGGAGACCUGGACAGCUUCCGAGCUAUAAAACGAGAAGCAGGAACAACAUUUAGCGAUUUCAUCCCAUGGCUAUCUAGCGUCGUUCCACCACAUAUGGAGAUAUGGCUAAAGGGUAUUUACACACCGGAGGAUGUGAUCAUGGCUGCAACUUAUCCUCGGGUCCAAGGUAUCAUUGUAUCUAACCAUGGCGGGAGACAGCUUGAUGGAGCCCCUGCAACGCUUGAAGCUCUACCCGAUUGCGUAGCCGCUGCAAGAUCCAUCAACGCAUCCCGUACGCCUGAGAACAAAUUGAUGAUUGACAUCGACGGGGGUAUUAGGAGGGGUAGCGACAUCUUCAAGGCAUUGGCCUUGGGUGCCGACUUUUGCUUUGCAGGAAGGAUUCCCAUUUGGGGUCUGGCAUAUAAUGGACAAAAUGGUGUUGAAAGAGCUUUAGAGUUGUUGCGUGAGGAAUUAGAGAUGUGUAUGCGGCUGUCUGGGUGCAGGUCUGUCGCGGAGAUAGGACCAGAAACCCUUGCUGUGGUUGACGGUGGAGUGCCUGGUUUGAUUACGCGCUUAUCAAAAUUGUAG